AUGGCUGCCAUCGCUCCCUCGACUGCAGCGGCCUACGGCGCGGUCUCACGCCUUACCAGUGGACGUGCAAGUCCUGCUCGCUUUGCGCUUUUCGCAAGCGGGAGCUUCCAGACGGCGGUAGGGGACACGGUUGGCGUUAGCCAGUCGAGUGCGUCGCGCGUUGUGGCAGAAGUUACUGACGCCCUGUGCUCGCUCGCUGCGGAGCACAUACGCUUCCCGGCGACACUGAGGGCUGCUAAUGCUUCCGCCAUCGCCUUCUCGCAGAUCGCACAGUUCCCCAAGGUCCUGGGAUGCAUAGAUGGCACACAUGUGCAAAUCAAGCCUCCUAAGGACCAGGAACACGUGUUCAGGAACAGGAAAGGCCUGUACUCGAUCAAUGUACAGGCUAUCUGCAAUGCUGAAGGUGCAAUCACACAGCUGACGUCAAGGUGGCCCGGCAGCACUCACGACAUUGUUUGGGCCAACUGCGACCUGCGGAGGUGCUUCGAAAGAGGGGAAUUGCCUGACGGCUGGUUGCUAGGUGACUCUGGGUAUGCCUUAGAGCCAUGGCUGCUCACCCCUCUAAGGUCUGCGGCUGGCCCAGCGGAGCAACGCUAUAAUGCAGCCCAUACCCGGACGAGGCAGGUCAUUGAGCGAACCUUUGGAAUCCUCAAGGGACGCUUCGGUGCCUGCACCAAUCCGGGUGUUCUGCAAUAUAGCCCAUCAAUGUGCGCCAGAAUAGUGGUGGCAUGUGCGGUGCUGCACAACAUGUGUGUCCGGCAUGGCAUUGGCCUCGACGCUACUGAUGAUGACCCUGUUUUCGACGAGGGCGGGGAUGACCCUGAGCCACCACGCAUGCAAGAAGACACAGCAGCUGGGAUUGCCGUACGUCGCCGGGUUAUCGAGGCCAUGCAUUCAUUGGCUGUGCAGACGUAAUGACAUGACAACGGACAGUCAUCAUCAUGUGCUCUGUGGCUCAAGCAAGGGUGACAGAUGAACAGGGACUACCAGUGACUGUUCCGGGCUCUUCACUGCACAAGUCAAAUUGAAAAGUACAUCACAAUGACUGGAAAACUUUCAAUUGUACGGCGGCUACUGGUGUGCAUGCACUUCAGGCUUUGAGCAGCAUAUUGUGCUGUAGUUCCUUGCACUUCAGUAUGAAAAUGUGUUCCAUUUAUUGCGCUCUGAAAGCAAAGUGCCCAGCAACCUCGCAUUUUCCGCUCACAGAGUAGCUGCCGUGGUCGGCAAUCUAAACUCCUUUCAUGCUUGGUGCUGCAACCCAGUAGCUGCGAAGCCAGCACCGUGGGCCAUUUUUUUCAUUUUUUACUUUGUUGCUGAAGAAGGACACGCACAGCAUAAAUGAACUUCUGUAAACUCUGGAGCACGUAUCUCUGUGAAAUACGACCCUUACUGUUUCAUAUGUGCACUUUUCUCUGCUUUGUCUCCUGUAGUAUAAUGUUAUCCCGCUGCCUGCCUGUAUUCCCUUACAAUGGAGCUCUCUGUACAAACUGUUUAUGUAUUUUCAUGUACCAUUUACCUGAGCAAGCUUCCUUGCAAUGUCAAUAGUUUCUCAUAUCUGCAGCACUUUGCUCACGCUUUUGCUGAAUUAUUUGCAGCUGUGCAGGUAAUUAACUCUACCGUGCGUCUACUUGUGCUCUUUAAUGCAUCUGUACCAUGGUUCACCCAGCAGGUGGAAUAAUGGCGUGCUUUAGUUGCAAAGCAAGCGACUUCUAGGAGGUUGUGAGGCUCAGGAAAUAUUUUGGUGAUCGCUACUAUGACUGCGUUCUGAUAAGCUAUGGUAGCUCCAUGGAAGUGUACUCAACAUUCAGUUCUUGUUUUAUUUCAGUGCGAGACUGAUGUGCUUGACCAUAUUUGCUUUUUUGUGCUUAUUGCUACGGGAACAUAUAGGCUACCAAAUGUUGCUUAUUUAUUGUGUGAUCCAAUGUGAUUGUGCCCGGCAGCAAUAUAUGCCUCAGGACAGCGAGACAUUGUGCCGCUAAAAUUGCACAAUCUUGGACAUUCAGAACGCGCCAGUGCGCAACAGUUUUCGGCCACCGAAAGAAAGGGCAGCAGUGCAAGAACUGGGCACAUGUGCACACUUGCGCACUUGCACACUCCCUUCAGGAGCGUUUUUGGGAGCGCCGCAGCGGUCUUAACGUAUUGAUAUCAGCAAUGUUUUCACUGAAGUAAUUUGUUAAUGUAAUCUGCAAGAUUACAACUACUAAUGUUAUUCAAUUGGUGUGUUAGUGAAAGGUCGGUCUGCUGCGUUACACGAUAGGGCUUACACUGCUAACGAAAUUUUACUCAUUCAACCGUAGCAGUCUCGCGAGUGCAUCAAAGUCGAGCAAUUUCAUCCUGUACAAAUGGCUUUCAUGCACUCUAUAUAUGUAUCUUUAAGCAGCCUAGCAUUGAUCAGCUGCUCGCACUUUGCUUUAUCUGGACUGCAUAGGAUAGCACUGCUGCAUUCUGUACUUUACUGUCGGGAACUUUUAUAGGCAGUACUUGUUUACUCACGUCUGUUGUUCUGUGGUUGCUGCCGCCGCCGCGGAGUGGUUCUGGUCUGAUGUGGCUGACCUAUAUUUAGAAAUGACAUAACUUGUAUCUACAGUCGCACACAAGUCUUGUGUCAUUUUACGGUCGCUAAAUGCAUUGUUGUUGAAGUGGCAUUUACUACAGUCGGAUCCACCUAGUCAAACUCGAACAUUCCACAUUGCUUUUUAAUGCAAUGAUCAUGCAUAACAUACAGCCUUGUGGCCUCAUGAUCAUGCGUGACACACAGCCUUGCAGCCUCCCACACAAUAGGAUUUUCAAAAAGUUCUUGUGAGUGGGUGGUUGCAGAGAGCUUGCACUAAUGUAUUUUAAGGUAGUUUGAAAAGCACUUAGUGCAUUGCAGCAGUCAGAGUGUUCUCAUCUGAAGGUAAUGUUAAUUUACUGCAUUCAGAUAUUAUACAUUUAUGUUUAAGCUUAUGCGCAUUUUUGUUCUUUAACAGCCCAUCUAAGAACUGCGCCUCAACUAGAAGAGUCCGGCAGUUUCGAAAUUAACAUGGUGCAAAUUAUUUUCAAGCUUGCCAGACCAACUUGCCCAAGCGUCGGCUUUAUGCUGCAUUCAUUUCAAGUAUCCAAGAGUAUUUGAAAAUAACGCUGAUGCACAUCUGUGUCAUUUCAUUAAGUGAACAGUUACUUUCGCUUUCCUUUGGUCACAUAAAAUUUACAGAAUUCUGAUGUAUUUUUUUCUCAGUUUGACAUUCCUGUACAUGUUCACUUUCUCAAGUAUGUUUGCUGUUGUGCAAAAAUUACUUUCACCCGAUGCAUAAAACGUACGCAUGAGGACAAGAGCGCCGUGUUUGUGCCCUUUCUUUGUCCCGUCUCGUAGCGCUGUUUUCUACGUGAAGAUGUUUCAUUUUACUUCGUGAAGUCGCGAGCAAAUGUUUGCACACCGCAACCGCGAAAAAUUAGUUCUAGCACAUCUCAAUACAAUGUACAUUGCUUUCACGGAACAGUGAGAUAUGGGCACUUAAGGCAGAGGGCUUCAUUUCACCAAGCAUGCCCAUGCUUCAAGCAUAAAAAGACUUGUCGACAACAUUUGUUCCCCAAACUCUUGCUCAUGACUGCACACACCUGUACAUAUGUGUUUUUUACUACUCACUAUUAUUGUAUGUGUUGGCAGUUACUGGUAGGGGCACAGACGUAGCCAAUCCGAAUAAGCAACCUUUGUGUUAACUCUUGUUAGGUCUACCUCAUGUGGUUUAAAAAGGAACUAAUGAUUCCAGCAGCCGUAUGCUUACCAGGGGCACCCUGGCUUUCUUGGUCGCCGGACCUGUACAAAUGCAGAAAAUGUUUUUCAUUUAUGGAGUGCCACGUCUUGAGUUAUUGCGCCUUACCCAGCAGCAGAAGGGAUAGCCAUGUCGGCUUCAUAGGUGCCUGCAGUAUAGAAAUGUAUGAAUCUCAAGGGCAUGCAAUGCAAGUCACAUUCGGUAAAGAAGCCAGUUCAAUCGAAACUAUUUAUUUUAGCUAUGCCGCUGCUUGGGAAAAUACGCUUUGUAUACUCGUAGGUUUCAGCAAGCAAUGACAGACAAUGUAAUACAAAACCACACAAUGUAAUACAAAGGGAAUGUUGCAGGACUGGUGUUUCGGAAAAUAGAUUUCUCUUUGUGAGGACAGCUGAAAUUGGAGCAUUGCAGAACAUUUUCACCCUAGUUUCUCACCUCUCUGUUACGCAUUGGGUACCUUCAUUAUAUUAAAACACGUCAUAAGUUAAACACUUUCAUUGGCCAUUUCGACUGUCACAGUAGUAUUACAUUUACUGCACACCAUUUUUCUUGCAAAGCUAAUUCCCUUGAUGCAGCAGUACCACUUGAAAGAUGGAAAGUAAAUACAACGACGUACAUAAAGCCAGCAGACCAUAACGAAUACCUAGUUUACAUUAGCCAACAGCAGCUAAAAGUAUCUGUCAGACAGGAAAUAGGCUGCUGCCCUGAAAAGUGAUUGUGAAAGGUUGCCUUGAGUGGCGUUUCUUGUUCGAUAUUGCACCAACGCAA
This is a messenger RNA of Rhipicephalus sanguineus (brown dog tick), 4517 nucleotides long. Its product is annotated as putative nuclease HARBI1. NCBI's taxonomy places the organism in Eukaryota, Metazoa, Arthropoda, Arachnida, Ixodida, Ixodidae. The record is from RefSeq and is a predicted model, not a curated record.